Messenger RNA from Linum tenue, 852 nucleotides. The record is from the annotation of a GenBank genome assembly. Lineage: Eukaryota; Viridiplantae; Streptophyta; Magnoliopsida; Malpighiales; Linaceae.
AUGACGACGACGGCCGUCGGGAAAGGAACCCUGCCGCCGUCGGAGAUGGUGAUCAUCACCACCAUCAACGAGGCGUGGGCCGAGCCAGGUUCGAUCCUGGACCUGUUUCUGGAGAGCUUCUGGAGCGGGGACGGGACCCAAGAACUGGUGAGGCAUCUGGUAAUCGUGUCACUGGACCAAAAAGCCCACCAAUACUGCCAAGCCGUACAUCCACACUGUUACGCACUCACAACGCCCGGAGUCAGUUUCACGGGGACCCCCGCUACGUUCAAGAGCGACGAGUUCAUGCUCAUGGUCUGGCGCAGAAUGGAGUUCUACACCUCCGUUUUAAAAUUGGGGAUUGACUUCGUUUUCACGGAUGUGGACAUAGUGUGGUUCCGGAACCCGUUCCCGCACUUCCACGAAGACGCCGACUUCCAGAUCGCCUGCGACAUCUACACCGGCGACGACUCGGAGCUCCACUACAACAGCAUGAACGGCGGGUUCGGGUUCGUCCGGUCCAACGACCGAGCCCGUCGGUUCUUCCAGCACUGGCACGACUCCAGGGAGAGGUUCCCGGGGAUGCACGAGCAGGACGUGCUGAACAAGAUCAAGGACGAGCCUUUCAUCGACGAGAUCGGGCUGCGGGUCAAGGUCCUCGACACGGAUCACUUCGGCGGGAUCUGCCAGCCGAUCAAGGACCUCAACGUCGGCUGCACCAUGCACGCCACGUGCUGCAUCGGCAUGGAGUCCAAGAUUCGAGCGCUCACGGCGGUUCUUCAGGAUUGGAAGCACUUCUCUUCUUCGCCUCCGGAGUCUAGGAACUCGACGUCGUUUGUUUGGAAACCGGAACGCACCGGCUGCUGGAUGUGA